Molecule: messenger RNA, 3598 nt
Organism: Branchiostoma floridae (Florida lancelet)
Lineage: Eukaryota; Metazoa; Chordata; Leptocardii; Amphioxiformes; Branchiostomatidae
Exons: 8
Coding region: 237-1499 (420 amino acids)
Source: RefSeq, a predicted model, not a curated record
GCUCUGAGCCACCGACCCUAACGAACACCAUCAGGAGCGCCUGUUCCUCCCCCUACACACACGGAGAGAAAUGUACGUACGAGUGCACUACAGGGUUCACGCAAGCCUCUGGCAGCAGCGAAAAGACCUGCAAUGAUGGACAAUGGACUGGAAUCGACCUCGUCUGUGACUCAGCUCACGCUGCUGACCCAAACAUUGCAUCAGGAAGAGCUGCGUUUCAGUCUAGUGUUGACUCCAUGGGAUCCCCCGGUCUAGCUGUCGACGGAAACAGAAGUCCCCAAAGGGCAAGCAGGUUUUGCACAAAAACAUCUCAAGAAGACGACCCAUAUUGGUAUGUUGAUUUGGGAUAUUCGGUCACUGUCGACCACGUCACCAUCGUCAACCGUCAAGACUCUUUGAUUGAGAAGAUCACGCCCUUCGACCUCCACGUUGGGGACAGCACUGACGUGACUAGGAACCCGAUGUGCGGCGGGCAUCAUCGCUUCUGCCUGACAGAUACCGAGCAUGUUGUCCGCUGCGGCGGGAUGAGCGGCAGGUACGUGGGCAUCAGACUCCCGGGGAAGAAGCGAACCCUAUCGCUGUGCGAAGUGGAGGUUUAUGCAGCUACAAAUAUAGCUUGGGGAAAACCAACUGUUCAGUCAGACGUCGCAUUUAACGGGGUUGCCUCCCGAGCGACUGACGGUUGUAGGGACCCGGACUGGAAUAGCGCGUGCUGCACGUCCACUCCGGCGCAGUCGAACCCUUGGUUGCGAGUAGACCUUGGUACCGAAGUCAGUGUCCGGUGGGUGGUCAUCAUCAACCGCCAGGACAGGACAGGAAGGCGACUUAACCGCUUCGAGCUCUACAUUGGAAACGAAGAACGCGUAAAACGGAACCAACCCUGCGGCAGUGUUAUUUACAUCCCCACUAAUAAGAAUAAGAUUGCCACCAACUGUAACGGGCAAAGAGGGCGAUAUGUGGGGAUCUUUCUGCCUGGCAACAGCCGUACCUUGUCACUCUGUGAAGUUGAAGUUUAUGAAGGUACGGUGACCAGAAAGAGGACCUCUGAAGUGCGUGGUACCGAGGGCCAGGAUUGUGGAGAACAUCAGGCAGGAGACACCUGGUUAUCUGAUGACGGUGAAGAGAACUGCAUCUGUGAGAUGAAUCAAACAGUGUGCUACGAGGUGAUAUGUGGAGAGGAGGGACAAGACAAGCCAUUCCAGGGAAAAGGCGGACUGUGGACCUGUCCGGAGCCGGCAGCUGAGGAAGAGGAAUCCGGUACGGUUACCGGAAAGAGGACCUCUGAAGUGCGUGGUACCGAGGGCCAGGAUUGUGGAGAACAUCAGCAAGGAGACACCUGGUUAUCUGAUGACGGUGAAGAGAACUGCAUCUGUGAGAUGAAUCAAACAGUGUGCUACGAGGUGAUAUGUGGAGAGAGUGGUGAAGACAAGCCAUUCCUGGGAAAAGACGGACUGUGGACCUGUCCGGAGCCGGCCGCUGAGGAAGAGGAAUCCGGCUAAAUUCCAAGCUGAUAAGAGCCAGCACUGUUCAUCACUUGAAGCGCUCAGCAACUGAUGGAACUUUCCAAUGAGAGUCAACCUGGUGUGCCUUACGAGGGUAGUUUAAUUAGGAUUUCGCCUGCCUCCUUCUGGUUAUUGUAGAAGACCUAAAUUUCAAACGUACAGAUAUCCAUAAAAUGCCAUACACUUAUUCUUAUUUUGGAACUUCCGAAAGUUUCUAUCAGGGUCCCCAAUAUACGAGGUGCGUAAAAUGUGCUUUUAAAGACUAAUUUCACCAUGACCAACAGCAAUUAAAGUUUUGCACACUUAUUACCUAAUGAUAUGCAACAAGUGUCGUUAUCUUAUAUGUCGAAUACAUCAAACAAUAACCAGAAGUUAUAGGCCAGGAGAAUUUUUAUUGAAAAGCUUUAUACCUAUCAUUUACUUUUUCCGAAUAACUCUCUAGUCCCUUUUUCCUGCACUAUAUGGACGCUAUUUGCAACAGCUAGUUUUCUGUGACCUACGUCAAAUCUACGUUGUCUCAACAGAUACUUGCCGUCUUUCAUCCCUCCUCUAUCAAGUAUCGUAAUGGUGAUCUUUUUUAUCUUCUUAACUUAACUAAAGCUGUUCAUUUGGUGCCUUCAGUGUAUCUGACACUCAAUUUUAAAUUUCUUGCACACUUCUAUACCCUUCUGUAUCAAGUAUCAUAAUGGUCAUCUUUUCUGAUCUUCUAAACUAGAGGUGGCUGCUCAUUUGGUGCCUUCUGUGUGUCUCCUACUCCAUUUUCGUGCGCACUAAUGUACCCUUCUUUAUCAAGUAUCGUUAUUGAAAUCUUUUCUGAUUUUCUAAACUAGAGGCUGCUCAUUUGGUGCCUUCUGUGUAUCUCAUACUCCAUUUUCUUGCACACUACUGUACCCUCCUUUAUUAAGUAUCAUUAUUGUAAUCUUUUCUGAUCUUCUAAACUAGAGGCUGCUCAUUUGGUGCCUUCUGUGCAUCUCAUACUCCAUUUUCUUGCACACUACUGUACCCUCCUUUAUUAAGUAUCAUAAUGGUGAUGAUUUCUGAUCAUCUAAACUAGACGCUGUUCAUUUGAUGCCUUCGGUGUAUCUCAUAUUUCAUUUUCUUGCACACUACUGUACCUCUACUGCGGGAGUAUGGAGAUACAUUACUUACAUUAUAUGUUUUAAAACAUAUCUUCUAAAUUAGUUAGCAGUGUCGACAGCAGUGAGGUUGAAAGUGACGUUUUCAAAUAAAAGGAAACGUUCAGUGUUUAGAGUCGUAAAUGUAAGUGUUCGAGGUCUUGGAGAAGAGACAUCAUCUAGAAUAAGAGCGGGUCUAAACAUUCGAGUUCAGUUGUGCAUUGAAAAAGAAAACAAAACCUUUGUCACGAUACCAGUAAUUUAGUUUUAACUACAUUACGGGUAAAUCAAUGCUGAAAACUAUCAAAAAUUAGUUUUAAUAUCUACAGAAUAGUAGAUUUUGGUCGACAUUCCAACAAUCUCAAAUUGCGUCAUUGAAGAAACGUUUCGCCUGCAUCAAACAAUAUUAAGUUAGCAUCUUACUUUGAAACAAAACUAAAUUGGCUACAAUGAUAAGCCUUUUCAUAAAUACUUUCUAACUUGUCUAACAUUGCACAAUUUACUCCCACAAGACAAGACAAUACACCUUUCUUACACGGCAGUCAUGAUAGAUCGAAAACGAGGUCAAUGAGGCAAACAGACAAAACGUAUUUCUAAAUUUUAGCUCAAAUUUAGUUAUCCCAAAAAACAGACAGAUUUUCACAUUAUAGGAUCAAAUACUAAAUAUCAUAACUAGCGUUAUGCAUCAAAAGUUGUAGCACUUUAGAGUAGCUUCCCUAAAAAGAUGCAUAAUAAAAACAUAAUAAUGCAGACAUUUGACAGACAUGCAGGCAUUCUCUGUUUGGUUGAUUUCCUAAUUGCCCUGCUACCAUUGGUUGCCCUGCUACCAUUGGUUGAACUGCUUAUUAUGAUGGGCAGUCUUUUGUUUUCCACAUUGGCCUCGGUUUAGAUCUAUCAUGGCCGUCGCGUGAGAAAGGUGUAUAUCGAGGUCUGAUGAAAGGAUAGAGAGAGGUCAUGACCUGUUGUCGUUACAAAAAAAAA